Molecule: messenger RNA, 465 nt
Organism: Anarrhichthys ocellatus (wolf-eel)
Lineage: Eukaryota; Metazoa; Chordata; Actinopteri; Perciformes; Anarhichadidae
Product: acyl-coenzyme A thioesterase 5-like
Exons: 3
Biological process (GO): acyl-CoA metabolic process; fatty acid metabolic process
Molecular function (GO): fatty acyl-CoA hydrolase activity
Source: RefSeq, a predicted model, not a curated record
GUCAGCAGGCACACGGUCAAAGAGGGGAAUGUUCGUGGGGUCCUGUUCACUCCGCCAGGAAGAGGGCCAUUCCCUGCCGUGCUGGAUUUGUACAUUUUAGGGGGAGGUUUCUCAGAGAGGAGGGCCUCUCUGCUCGCCAGUCGAGGAUUUGUGGUCCUGACCGUAGUGGCGUACGGUUACGAUGACAUGCCGAAGAAGAUCAAAGAGGUCCAUCUGGAUUAUUUUGAGGAAGCAAUACAGUUUUUGAAAAAACAAGAUAAGGUGGGCAGUAAAGGAGUUGGUGUGAUAUCCAUUUCAAAGACUGGAGAUCUUGCACUAUCAAUAGCCUCUUACCUGCCAGGUGUUGAGGCCACAGUGUGGAUCAACGGCUGCUCUGCCAACACUCUUUUACCCCUCUACUAUAAGAAGAGACAAAUCCUCCCUCCGUUAAUGAUUGACCUCAGCAAAAUGAUUCCCACUGAGUCA